This is a messenger RNA of Pecten maximus, 1125 nucleotides long. RefSeq names its product growth hormone secretagogue receptor type 1-like. The record is from RefSeq and is a predicted model, not a curated record. Gene Ontology annotation, biological process: G protein-coupled receptor signaling pathway. Gene Ontology annotation, cellular component: plasma membrane. Gene Ontology annotation, molecular function: G protein-coupled receptor activity. The coding region runs from base 1 to 1125 and encodes 374 amino acids. Lineage: Eukaryota; Metazoa; Mollusca; Bivalvia; Pectinida; Pectinidae. The transcript has a single exon.
AUGAAUGGUUUGCGGAAAGUGUUUACACCUGAAGUGACCACUAGGAUGUAUGGUUUGACUCAUUUAGAGUUAGAUAGAGACUUGUGUAAUCUGACAGAGUCUAUAGGAAUGUAUGACACAAAAACAGCAUGGAUGAUGAUGUGUCCAAUAUUAUUGGUGCUUGGAACUGUCACCGGUGUCAUCAACCUGAUGGUCCUCACAAGGAGAAAAAUCCGAAAGAAUUCGUCCGCCAUGUUUUUUAUUGCUUUAGCUGUAGCGGAUCUGAUCGUACUCCAUACAGGUCUCACAAGGCAGUGGCUUAUAUACAGCUUCGAUUUAGAUAUUCGGAUGAAAAAUAACUUUUUGUGUAAAACGAACUAUUUCAUAGUGUAUCUGUCCCUCCAGAUGUCAUCGUGGACACUUGUGCUGAUUACCAUUGAACGGAUGAUCGUUGUUCAGUUCCCGUACAAGGCUAAAGUGUUGUGUACAAGGACAAGGGCGCUAAGUGCUAUCCUGUUCAUCUUCCUUGUUCUUUUCCUGGUCAACAUGCACAGUCUUAUAGGUGGAGAUAUCACAACAACUACAAACAGCUUUAACUCGACAACCUAUGUUGUAUGUGGAGGCAUCACUGAGCACUACCACACAUUCCGACGAUACUAUUGGGGCUGGAUUGAUCUUCUCAUAUUCUGUGUUCUUCCAUCGUGCAUCAUAUUAGCUUUGAAUACGAUUAUCAUAGUUAAACUCACAAAACGCUAUAGGACCAGAAGGAAGACUCUUCCAGCACACAUUAUCCAUUCAAGUAGACGACAGAUGAGCUUUGAAAAUUUCACCAAGAGCUGGACAUCGACUAUAUCUCUCCUUAUUCUGCUAGACGCCUGGUUCAUUGUUUGUACCCUGCCUGUCUGUGUUGUGCUGGUGUUGUAUAACUGGUGUGCCUGGUUCCAGUCAGAGGACGAGAUCAAACUUGUAUGGGUGACUACAAAUAUCUUGAUGUACAGCAACAAUACCUUUAAUUUCUUUUUGUACUGCAUCAGCGGCUCUAAAUUUCGCGAGGAACUUAAAGAUAUUUUCUGCCAAUGUUUUGGUUACAGAGCAGCUGUCAGUAGAACCGAUUACAGUGUACCGAAUCAACCAUUAAGAUUUUGA